Molecule: messenger RNA, 690 nt
Organism: Porites lobata
Lineage: Eukaryota; Metazoa; Cnidaria; Anthozoa; Scleractinia; Poritidae
Source: the annotation of a GenBank genome assembly
GACGCUAUUGUAUCGGAAAAGCUAGGCUGGCAAACAAUUGAAACCGACACAACGUUUUCUCAAAUGGAAAGUCCUGCCCAUGACCAAGAUAACCAGAGAGUGGAUGAUAUAUAUUCCUUUAUCGAGAUCAAGGUAAAAGAGGUUUGUCGUCUUGAAAUCGAAAAACUUAAGCAAGAGGCAAGCACAUCAUAUUCAAACGAAACCAUAGCAUCUAUUCGGGAGGAAAAUAAUCUACUUAACAUAAGGCUUCAAGAGCUUAAAUCCCGCAACGAAAGUCUAAGAGAAGAGGCAAGAACUCUCAGUGACGAAAAUGAAAGUUUAAUGACAGUGAUUAGACUUCUAAACAAUCAGGUUGCAACGAAAGAAGACGGGAAAUUUUUUUCAAGGAAUGCUGACAAUGGCAGUUCUGUUAAUUUGCAUAAUCAGCAAGGUCAAGUUGAUGGUCAAUGUCAAAAGAAGCCAGAUUCAAAUACAUUUACGCAACAACGAAAAGCCACUGAAAGUGGGAAGAAAUCUGAACUUCCUAAACACUCCAGGCAACAAACAAGGGCAACGCCUGCCGGAAGAACUGCAGAAGCCACAUCAUUCCCGACUAAGUCUGAGAAUGACCGGAUCACAGUAGUUUUAGGUGACUCCAUCAUUAAAAAUUUUCAAGGGAAAAAGCUGGCCAAGGCUGUGGGGCAUCGGGUA